Messenger RNA from Balaenoptera acutorostrata (minke whale), 1485 nucleotides. Its product is annotated as myosin-13-like. Gene Ontology annotation, cellular component: vesicle; cytoplasm; myosin complex. NCBI's taxonomy places the organism in Eukaryota, Metazoa, Chordata, Mammalia, Artiodactyla, Balaenopteridae. The transcript is spliced from 11 exons. The record is from RefSeq and is a predicted model, not a curated record. Gene Ontology annotation, biological process: vesicle transport along actin filament; actin filament organization. Gene Ontology annotation, molecular function: ATP binding; actin filament binding; microfilament motor activity.
AUGAGCUCUGAUGCAGAGAUGGCCAUUUUUGGACAAGCAGCUCCCUACCUGUGGAAAUCAGAGAAGGAGAGAAUCGAGGCUCAAAAUCGCCCAUUUGAUUCUAAGAAAGCUUGCUUUGCAGUGGAUGAUAAGGAAUUUUAUGUGAAAGGUAUGAUCCAGAGCAAGGAAAAUGACAAAGUCACAGUCGAGACCCUCGACAACCGGACACUCACUCCGAACAGUGACCAAGUCUUCCCCAUGAACCCUCCCAAAUUUGACAAGAUCGAGGACAUGGCCAUGAUGACCCACCUACACGAGCCAGGAGUGCUGUACAACCUCAAAGAGCGUUACGCAGCCUGGAUGAUCUACCUGAGUUGAAUUUUCUGAUCUUCUCAGACCUACUCAGGCCUCUUCUGUGUCACCAUCAACCCCUACCAGUGGCUGCCGGUGUACAACCCUGAGGUGGUGACGGCCCACAGAGGCAAAAAGCACCAGGAGGCCCCGCCCCACAUCUUCUCCAUCUCUGACAACGCCUAUCAGUUCAUGUUGACUGAUCGAGACAACCAGUCCGUCCUCAUCGCCGGAGAAUCCGGGGCUGGGAAGACAGUGAACACCAAGCGUGUGAUCCAGUACUUUGCAGCAGUUGCGGUCACUGGGGAGAAGAGGAAGGCGCAGCGGCCCAGCAAGAUGCAGGGAACCCUGGAAGACCAGAUCAUCCAGGCCAACCCCCUCCUGGAGGCCUUUGGAAAUGCCAAGACCGUGAGGAAUGACAACUCUUUGAGAUUCGGGACGUUCCUUCGCAUUCACUUUGCAGCCACAGGAAAGCUGGUGUCAGCGGACAGUGAAACCUAUCUCUUAGAAAAAUCCAGGGUGGCAUUUCAGUUAUCCCGUGAGAGAGGCUAUCAUAUUUGUUACCAAAUCAUGUCAAACAAGAAGCCAGAACUUAUGGACCUGCUUCUCAUUUCAACCAACCCCUUUGACUUCCCCUUUGUGAGCCAAGGAGAGGUCACCGUGGCCAGUAUUGAUGACAGUGAGGAACUGUUGGCCACUGAUGUAAGUGGCCAAGGGCCGGCCCGGGCUGGAGACGUACAGGAAGCAGAGCUGGGCCAGCUGGCCAGACCCCCGUCCCCUUACCUGCGGCCCGCGGUCCUCCGCUCCGCGCUCGGAUGCCGCUGGGGUGCCAGGGACCCACGGGAGGCGUCGUUCCCGGCCGCCGCGCGCUGGCUCCCCGGACCCGCGCCGGCUCGCCGGGGGCCAACGGCGAGGAGCCCCGAGGACGCCCCGUGCCAGGUGCGCUCCGGCCGGGACGCCCACUUCCGGGAGAGGCGCGCGGACCGCCGGCGCGCUCAGGGGAGCCGCAGCCAAUGCCGAGCGAGACCCGCCCCGCCGGCGCCGCGUCCGCGCGGCACAGCACGGUCUCGGCGCUCCGGCCACGGGCGCCUGGGGCCGGGCGUCCCCUCUCCUGCCAGCGCGAGGCAGGAAGCGGCGCCCCUGCGAGGCCGCUAG